Messenger RNA from Hyposmocoma kahamanoa, 297 nucleotides. RefSeq names its product 60S ribosomal protein L18-like. The record is from RefSeq and is a predicted model, not a curated record. Bases 1 to 297 code for a protein of 98 amino acids. Gene Ontology annotation, biological process: translation. The transcript has a single exon. NCBI's taxonomy places the organism in Eukaryota, Metazoa, Arthropoda, Insecta, Lepidoptera, Cosmopterigidae. Gene Ontology annotation, molecular function: RNA binding; structural constituent of ribosome. Gene Ontology annotation, cellular component: cytosolic large ribosomal subunit; ribosome.
AUGAAGAAACCUGACCGGGAGGGUUUGAUCGCAGUGGCGCCCAAGAUGACCGCUCUCCAUGUUACUGAAAAGGCUCGUGCCCGUAUCUUUGCUGCUGGAGGUGAAAUCCUGACUUUCAACCAACAGGCGCUUCGUGCCCCAACCGGCCUCAAGACAAUGCUGAUUAAGAUCGCCGUAGUGCCCGUGAGGCCGUCCGUCCGGCCCCAGGCACACCACUCUCGCACACCAAGCGUUAUGGGCGCAACAAGGGACAUGAUAAGGCACGGCUCAGCCGUCACUCUGACGUGUAACUUAUAA